Molecule: messenger RNA, 2775 nt
Organism: Catharus ustulatus (Swainson's thrush)
Lineage: Eukaryota; Metazoa; Chordata; Aves; Passeriformes; Turdidae
Gene: FAM124A
Product: family with sequence similarity 124 member A
Exons: 4
Coding region: 94-1722 (542 amino acids)
Source: RefSeq, a predicted model, not a curated record
CUCUCGCUGCCGCUAAUCUCGCUGUCGCUGCUCUCUCUGCCGCUGCUCUGGCUGUCGCACAGGGCGGGCGCGGAGUCCCCCAGCCCCGCCGCCAUGGAGAAGCAGCCCGGCGGCGAGGACGAGUGCGUGGACUCGGGAGCGGAGACGGGCGGGUCUGAAUACAGCCGUAUGUCCUCUACCAGCAGUGAACUUUCUGUGGAAGGCAUACAAGACCCAUUCCUUGUUAGUGUACAUAUCAUCACAGACCCAGGUGAAUCCAAGACUCUUCAGCAGGCCAUUGAUAAGCUUCUAGCCUGGAUCCAUCCAGACCUCCAGCUGUUUCGAGUCUCAGAAAGACGGGUGCCCAGGAAGCGCAGGAAGCUGCUCAAGGCUGGUGUUUCUCAGCCAGCCCUCGCUGUCAUUCUGUUCUUGCAGGAGGAGUAUGGAGAAGAACCCAUCUUGCAGCUCCACGAAGCUUUUCAGCGGCCACCUUGGCAUUACCACCACACAGAGCUAAUGCAUGGGAAAUUCCUCCCUUACAUGCCAUGCAGCCAAGACUUUUACACUUUGGCUCCAGAGACUCCGCUGUGGGCCAUUCGCCCAGUGCACUAUGGGAAAGAAAUGAUCCGCUUCACCAUAUACUGCAGGAGUGAAAAUUUUGUGGACAUUCUGAAAUUGUAUGAGUUAAUACUGAAAAGACCAGUGUGUCAGAAGAAAGCGGACUUUUGUGUUUUCCCUGUCUAUUCUAACAUGGAAAUAGACAUUCAGUUUUCUUUAAAAAAACUCCCAAAGGGACACGUUCCAGUGAGGACAGAGUCAGCCGUGCUGGAGUUCAGAGUAAAAGACGUGGGGCAGCUUGUGCCUCUUUUGCCCAACCCUUGCAGCCCCAUCAGUGAAGGCAGGUGGCAGACAGAAGACCACGAUGGAAAUAGGAUCCUUUUGCAGCAAGCACACAGUUGGUGUAGGAAGUCUGCAAAGCAGAACAAGCAGCCAUAUCCAUCUGUGUCAACAGAUUCCCACUUCACCACUCUGCCAGCCUUUCUUCCUCAGAGCCACCAAUCUGUCUCUGAACAGCCACAGGAAAUGGGUCAAAAAAAGAUACAUCACAUGAAUGGCCUUGGUCAUUAUCUUGGUUUCUCCCAGCAGGACUUGAGACAAGGUGAUCAAGGAGACUUCACGCACAGAUCCAGGCGUGCCUCCAGCAUUUCUUGGUCAUUUCAACGAAGCAAGUCUCUGUUCUGCUUGCCCACAGUGAACUCCUCUUCAGCAUCAGAGACAUUUCAUUUCAGUGAACCAUUUCAGUGUUUAAGCACUGGUUCACCCGCAACCAGGUUAAAAACAUGGAAAUGCAGCCACAAGCUUAACAUUGAUGACUUGGAGGGUGCCCAAGAGACUGAUGUGGACACAGGGAUGAAGUUGUCCUUCUCAGACUUGUCUGUGGUUUCUGCAUACUCUGCCCUUAAUGGAUUUUGCAGUGAGUUGGAAGACUCUCUUCCAUCACAGAAACAAGCUGCCAAUAGGGCUAAACAGGCAGUCACCACUGGAAGGCCUGUAUCAGCCAUGUGCAAUACUUUUGAGUCAGUUGAUGGUUCACUGCCUUCUCUUUCAGAAUGGUCUUCCAGCUCUUUCGUGUCACCUUCUCUCUCUGAGCAACACAAACAGCCCUUGAGAGCAGCUCCCUGUUCUCUGGAUGAUCAUGUUUGCCCAACUUCACCAGUUAAUGAAGAAGAAUUUUACAUCUGAGGUUUCUCAACCCUACACCUUCCAGAGGAAACAUGUUCUACUUGUGAAUGACAGCCAUGUGUCCACCCUGCGCUUACAGAAGGUUCCUUGCUGAGGAGAAGGUGAUGAAGAAGUGUGUAAAAUAUUUGAAGGAAAUACUUAGAACCCUCUGAGAUUGGCAUUCCCAGACUGGGUACAGUAAAGAGUCUGAGUAAGAAGUCUGAGAUUGCACCCUGUAUCUUUGUACUGGAGGAUACGAUCAGCAGAGGUUUUGCACAGGAGCUCAAGGUGAAUGUUUUCUGCCCAGCCUCUGGACUGGUGGUGAAGGAAAUGCCAGAAGAGGCAUACAGUGUUCCAUUUUAAUUUGGCAAAAAAUGAAGACUAAUUUGUGAAACCAAACUGCUUUAACUUUUCUGUGAAAUUCCCUUAACUCAAGAAAGAUGGGUGAAGAAAGGGGUUUUAUUUCCCUUUAGCAGGUCCCAAAAGCAUCUCUAAGCACAGCAGGUCCCAGCAGCAUAGCCCCAGUAGGGGCAGGCAAGAAGUUUCUUGUGAAGAAACACUUUCUUUCCAAUCUUUGAGAGCUGGCACUGGUGAGAGGGGCAGAAUCACACAAACAUCAAGGUUGGAAGAGGUCUUCAAUAUCAUCUAAGUCCAAGUGACAGCCUAGCACUACUAUAAUCACCCCUAAACCAUAUCCCCAAGUGCCACAUCCUGACACCUCUUGAACACUUCCAGAGACUGACCCCACCAACUCCCUGGACAAUUUGUUCUAAGGUCUGACCACCCUUUCAGUGAAUAGUAUUUUUCUGCUAUCUAAUCUGACCUCCCCUGGUGCAAGUUAAGGCUGUUUCCUCUCCUCCUUUCGCUCAAGAUAUGGCAGAAAAGACCACUUCAGUGCAGGCUCUUUUCUGGUGUUGUGGAGAUCAGUGAGGUAACCCCUGAGCCUCCUUUCCUCCAAACUAAACAACCCCACUUCUCUCAGCUCUUUCUUAUCAGACUUUUGCUCCAAACCCUUCACCAACUCCGUUGCCCUUCUCUGGACUUGCUCCAGCCCCUCAUGUCCUUCCUGACUUG